Caenorhabditis angaria is the source of this 2778-nucleotide messenger RNA. The record is from the annotation of a GenBank genome assembly. NCBI's taxonomy places the organism in Eukaryota, Metazoa, Nematoda, Chromadorea, Rhabditida, Rhabditidae.
AUGAAUAGUCGAAUAUUCAGAAGCCACGCUUCGAUGCGAAUUCAAGGACUUGAAGAAAUACCAUUGAGCACGGUGAUUUUCCUUUCCCUUUGCCCUGUUUUCUGCAAAAAUUGUCGUCAGGUUUGGUGUUUGCACACACAGAAGAAGGAGUUAUCUAUUCUAUUAUGUUUAUUAUUUUAUUAUUGCGUUGUUUGCAUUUACUUUAGACUAGGAAAAUGCUGUUUUCUUUCAAAAAAUUGGGAAAAAAUUAAAUAAAAAAUGAAAUAUUUCUGUAGUUUUUUCAAGGCGCAGAACUGUUUCGCUUUGUGUCCCGCGGCGAUUUUCCCCGCACACAGUUUUUUUUUCAAAAAAAAUUGUUUUCCUCAAAAAAUUUCCCGAUGAAUCAUCAUUUUCCCACGCAUAAACAAUGAAAUUGCAAACAUAUUUCUUGUUGAAAUCAAGAUUGAAAGGAAUUUUUUGUCCUCCCUACAGAAAAAACCCUUUUCUAAUUGAAAAUUCUCGAUUUUCAGAUGUCCAGAAGAAGCGAUCGAUCUGAAAUGUGAGUUAUUGAUUUUUUUAAAUAUAGUUUAAAGUUUCCUUUUCAGACACGAGAAUGGAAGUCAAGCAUCAUCAUUUGCAUCUCGCCGUCCAACAAUAAAUUUCCAAGAAAUUCUUGAUGAAUUACCUGAACCUGAAAGAGAAACCGGUGAAAGAUUACGAAGACAUUUGCAAUUCUUUUUCAUGAAUCCAAUGGAAAAAUGGAAAGUUCGAAAACAAUUGCCAUAUAAAUUAGUGCUGCAAGUUUUGAAGAUUAUAUUUGUCACAGCUCAAUUGAUAUUAUUUGCUGAAAUGAGGAUGUCACAUGUGGAUUUUUUAGAAGACACAACUACUGUUAUGAGGCAUCGAUUUUUGAAGGUAAAUAAAUAUUCAAUAAAAUAAAUAAAUAAAAAUCACGUGUACUGAACGUGUUUUUCAAAAUUCCACAUCAUUUCACAAUUUUUAUUUUUCGCGAAUCGGUGAAGAAAUUCAAUUUUGAAGUGAGUCUAAAUUUUGGAAAACAUCGUGUUUUUCGCAGAUUUCCCAAAUGAGAAAUCGAUAUUGUGAUAAAUAAUCAUUUAAAUAAUUUUUAAAUAUUCCACUGAAUUUUCUCAUUUUUCCACCAGAAAUCUCAAAAAUACCGUCUAAAAUCCCAUUUUUUCACAGGAAUGGAACGAUGAUCGAGAUGCUCUUCAAUAUCCGCCAGCCGAAGGUCGUUAUUCAGUUUAUACCGAUCAAUCUCUAGAUGAACAUCUCAGUUUUAUAAUCAAUUCAUAUUAUGCAAUUCAAAAUGAUUCUUUUGCCUCAUUCAGUUAUGAUAUGAAAAAAGCAAAUAAUUUGAAAGAUACUAAUGUUUCGUUGAAUUCUGGAGUUGAUUUUACAUCGAUUCCAUUUAUUGAGGUAAGGUACUUUUUAUUUAUUGAUUUUAUUUUGGGGAAUUCCGUUCUAUUCAUAAUCAAUUAAUCAAUCAAUAUAUUUCUCCAGGUUCACAUUGAUCGAAUAUCCAAUGUCACUGUUAAUAAUAAUACUUAUGAUUUUGAUGUGACUGAAGUGAAAGAUCUCAAAACAUUAAAUCUAACAUCGGAAGAAGUUAGUCAAAUUCAAUCAUCUGAUUCGAAUGUUCGAGAUAUUUUGGCACGAAAAGGUGUGACUUUUUUGCCGGAAGAUGCGUUGAAAAUUGCCACUGCUACUUUCAAAUUCAAAUUAAGAACUAUUCAUUAUUCGCCAACUGCUGGAGAUCAGAAACCAGAAUGUUAUAAGAUUGUGGUAAGUGUUCUGGGCGAGGAGAGGAAUAUAACAAAAAACAAUUUUUUGUUGCCACGUCAUAACUCUUUCUCACAUCUCCUAAUUUAAAAUAAAGUUUUCUUCCAGGUCUCCAUAAAAUUCGAUAAUUCUCGACAUUCUGGUCAAGUUCACGUAACUCUAAGCACAGUAGUUUCCUACGAAAGUGUUUGUAAUGGACGAAUUAUUAAAGGUGGGUUGAUUUUCUAAGCCGUGGCCUAAAAAACCAAGAAAUAUUCAGGUGUUGGUUGGUCAACAGAUGCUCUAAUUAUUGGUGGAACUGAUAUUAUUGUGCUCAUUUUAUGCUUUUUGUCAUUUGUUUUGUGUUGUAGAGCACUUAUCAAAGCGCAUUUAUUGCAAAGUGUGAGUUUUAUUUUUUGAGAAACUGGAGAAAGUUUAUACUAACAAUUGCUGUUUAUUGAAAUAAUGCUUAUUUUUUGAAACGUAUAGAAGUUGGGACUUGGGAAAUGAAGCAAAAAUAAAGAAUAAACCCAGCGGUAAAAGAUUUUAACUAAGCCAAAACCUUAUUUCCAUUAUUCUUUCACUGAAAACACACCCUUCAAUUGAUUUUUUCCAGAAAACAAGUGAUUAUUUCGAAAACACUCUCAAAACCAAACUGACAGUCACAGAUCAAUUGGAUUUUUUGAAUUUAUGGUAUCUUAUGAUUGUUGUAAAUGAUAUUUUGAUCAUUCUUGGAACUGUUGCCAAAAUAUCCAUCGAAUUUCGAGAUUUCGACAAUUCACUUUUCACAUUGACAUCGAUAUUCUUGGGAAUGGGCGCAUUGAUGGUUUAUGUUGGAGUUUUGAGAUAUUUUGGAUUUUUUAGUCAGUAUAAUGUGAGUUUUUUGGGGUUGGGAGUUUGGAAAAUAUAUGGGUACUUAAAAAUGGGUACAAAAAACUAAAUCAUUUUUUUUCAAAAAUUAUAAAUUUUUUCAAUUAGAAACUAAUUUAUCAUCAGAAUUCAAAAAUUAAAAGUACAUGA